UUCUGCGACUCCUCACAUGUUCACAACACCGCCGCAGUGAAGUCAGAGACGGUUUAUAGAGGAUCUUUGGAGAAGUGCACAACGGGACCAGUUUCUGAUAAGUAAUAAGUGGUUUUCUGGUCUUUCAUUCUUAAAGAACAGCUGUUCCUCUCCUGUCUUCCUCCGUCAGAAAUGAGUGACAGCAGCGACGACGACGUCCCGACGCUGUCGGCUCACACUCUGGCCGCCCUGCAGGAGUUUUACAAUGAGACCAGCGAACCCAGCACUACACCAUCAGACCAGUUCGCUGUGGGAGCAGUGGAGGAAGACUGGCGGAUGAGUCAGUUCUGGUACAGUGACGAGACAGCAGCUCAGUUAGCUGAGGAGGUCGUACGUGAAGCUGGAGAGGGAGGCAGGAUAGCGUGUGUGAGCGCGCCCAGCGUGUACCAGAAGUUGAAGCAGGGUGUGGUUGAAGGCUCGGACCGGGUGUCCGCCGUCGUGUUGGAGUACGACCGCCGCUUCGCCAUCUACGGCGACGACUUCAUCUUCUACGACUACAAUGAGCCGUUGUCUCUUGUGGCCAACGUGGCUCCUCAGAGCUUCGACGUCGUCUUGGCCGACCCACCGUACCUGUCCGAGGAGUGUCUGAGCAAAGUGGCCGAAACCAUCAAGUACCUGAGCAAAGGCAAAGUGCUGCUGUGUACAGGAGCCAUCAUGGAGAAACUCGCCAAAGACCUUCUGGAUGUAAAAAUGUGCAGCUUCCUGCCAAAACACAACAGAAGCUUGAACAAUGAGUUCCGCUGUUUUGUCAACUAUCCGUCUCGCCUGCUGUCCUGAACCUCCGGAGGUCUGAUGAACACUUUGACUGUUGAGAGCAGAAAGAGCCUGAUAGAGGGAGGACAUCACGCCGAUGUUCUCCAGCACAGUGCUAUUAGUUCUGUGGUCCUCUACUGGUGAAGAAUGAAGGGAUGCGUUAACAAUGCAGUGAAGGUGGACAUUUUCAGAGUUUGUUUUGGUUAACAAUUUUAUAACUAUUAUAUAUAAUAAUUGGGCUUGUGAAACAAAAUCUCAUGAGUCAAAAACAUUGGGGAUUACACGGAGAGCAAUGCUCUCUUUGGCAGGAACGCCCUGAUCUCAUUCACACCCGGAAGCUGCCACAGUCUGAUCUGCUGGCCACUGAGCAGCUCCACUGGAGCGGUAGGGGUUAAGGGCCUUGCUCAACGGCACCUCAGUGGUGGUAAUGAGAGAGGGGCACGCACUGUCGUUUUACUUUCCCCACCUAGAUUUAUCCUGGCAACAACCUUCCGUUCACAAGCUCGCUUUUCUAACCCUUAGGCCACCACUCCCCAUACACAUAGGCUUGUUAACCCAUGGAAAAUUGAUUGACAUUCAUUUCGGUUAAUAGUUUGUUGGUAAUCAAUCAAAAAAACAUUAAAUAUUUAUGCAAUCUGGAAUAUUUGUUGUUUUGAUGACAAGUUAUUAUUAAAGUGGGUCAGAAUGAAUGAACUUGCAGUUGUAUUUCAACAUCAGUAGGUGGCAGCAUUGAUCAGGUCAUUGAUUAAUAAUGAGGCAUUUUAUUCCAUUGGUCAAUAUUUGUUUGAGUUAACUUUGUUGGUCCAACCAAAUUACAAAUAAACACACUCAAUUAUUUCUCUAUCCAUGCUGAUAGUUGUGGUUUUAUUUGUCCAGGUUUUGAGAUAUCCGUCUCUGAGAUUUCUGCCUCCACCCCGAUACGAUGAAGGAAAGUUUUUGUGGUGCAGAAAUCUCAGAUACAUUUCUCAAAACCUGAGCAUAAAAACUCAAACCAUCUGCAUUACUAGAUACAAGAAGUAAGUCAAAUAUGUUUUCUGACAUUGGGCUGAACCAACCUUUCAAAUGUCAUAGUGAACUUCAGAGUUUCAUCUAGUCUUCUCUGGAUUUUUAGGCAUAUUCUCUUCAGUCCAGCCAAUACAAUCACUUUGAAUUUUGUAUCCUUAAACAACAGUAGUCAAGACAUCACCAAGUUUGGGUCCAAAGGAUGUCAUAACCAAGCCAAGAAUGUAAGCAGGCCAAAUAAGUCUUAUUUGAGAGCAAACCAGACAACAAACUACGUCCUUAUUUGCUUCCAGAUGAAAAACCCUUCCCAAAGAUGAACAGAGAUGUUAAUCAGUACCUCUGUACUAAACCCUUCAUCAUGCAAAUAUAUAAUGUGUUCUUGAUUAGGGACACUAACGGGGGAUUCUACUUCAACAGGUAUAUUCACUUCAAUUGA
Messenger RNA from Sander lucioperca (pikeperch), 2230 nucleotides. It is a transcript of the gene eef1akmt1, whose product is annotated as EEF1A lysine methyltransferase 1. The transcript is spliced from 6 exons. Gene Ontology annotation, molecular function: protein-lysine N-methyltransferase activity; nucleic acid binding. Gene Ontology annotation, biological process: methylation. Lineage: Eukaryota; Metazoa; Chordata; Actinopteri; Perciformes; Percidae. The record is from RefSeq and is a predicted model, not a curated record. Bases 172 to 816 code for a protein of 214 amino acids.